Molecule: messenger RNA, 1803 nt
Organism: Trypanosoma brucei brucei TREU927
Lineage: Eukaryota; Euglenozoa; Kinetoplastea; Trypanosomatida; Trypanosomatidae
Product: 69 kDa paraflagellar rod protein
Exons: 1
Coding region: 1-1803 (600 amino acids)
Cellular component (GO): motile cilium
Molecular function (GO): calmodulin binding
Source: RefSeq, a predicted model, not a curated record
AUGAGCGGAAAGGAAGUUGAAGGUGUUGUGAGUCCUGCGGACCAGCAGCAGCCAGCCGUCCCGGAGGUAACAGAUAUCACGCUGGAGGCCGCCCGCAAGCAGAAAAUUCACAACCUGAAGUUGAAGACCGCCUGCCUUUCGAAUGAGGAAUAUGUCCAGGACCUGCACGUAUCCGAGUGGAGUGAGACGCAGAAGCAGAAGCUGCAGGCUGCACACGAGAAAGCGCAUGAAUUGCUUGCCUCAGUGGAGGGUGGGACGAAGUGGAGCCUGACAGAGGCGUAUGACAUCAAGAAGCUGAUGCGCGUCUGUGGUCUUGAGAUGUCUGUGCGUGAACUGUACAAGCCGGAGGACAAGCCACAGUUCAUGGAGAUUGUUGCACUCAAGAAGACAAUGAACGAACUGAAGCAACAUCACAACAAGACUCGCACGGUGUCUUUCACCGGCAUGAUCGACAAUGCCAUCGCCAAACUGGAGAAAAUCGAAGACGAACUGCGCCGGUCCCAGCUCGACGCUUCUGAGAUGGCGCAAGUUCCUGUGGCUGCACUGAAGAAUAUUGAGGACACGAUGAACGUGGCUGUUGUGCAGACGGCUCUUCUUGGGAACGAGGAGCAGAUCAAAGCCCAACUUGCAGCCGUUGAGAAGGCGAACGAAAUCCGUAAUGUUGCCAUUGCCGAUGGUGAGAUGGCGAUUGCUGAGGAACAGUAUUACAUUAAGGCGCAGCUGUUGGAGCACCUUGUGGAGCUUGUGGCCGACAAGUUUCGCAUCAUUGGGCAAACUGAGGAUGAGAAUAAGAGCUUCAGUAAGAUCCACGAGGUACAGAAGAAGUCAUUUCAGGAAUCUGCCUCAAUCAAGGACGCGAAGCGCCGCCUUAAGCAACACUGCGAGGACGACCUACGUAACCUUCACGAUGCCAUCCAGAAAGCUGACUUGGAGGACGCCGAAGCCAUGAAACGGUUCGCCACGCAGAAGGAGAAGUCGGAGCGGUUCAUCCACGAGAACCUCGACAAACAGGACGAGGCAUGGCGUCGCAUUCAGGAACUGGAGCGCGUGUUGCAGCGCCUUGGGACGGAGCGUUUUGAAGAGGUGAAGCGCCGUAUUGAGGAGAACGACCGCGAGGAGAAGCGUAAGGUGGAGUACCAACAGUUCCUCGAUGUAUGUGGCCAGCAUAAAAAGCUGCUGGAACUGUCUGUGUACAACUGCGACCUUGCGCUUCGCUGCAUGGGUAUGCUGGAGGAGAUCGUAGCCGAGGGCUGCAGUGCCGUCAAGUCACGCCAUGACAAGACGAACGAUGAGUUGUCUGACCUUCGGCUGCAGGUGCACCAGGAGUACCUGGAGGCAUUCCGUCGCCUGUACAAAACUCUUGGCCAGCUUGUGUACAAGAAAGAAAAGCGCCUGGAGGAGAUUGAUCGCAACAUCCGCACCACACACAUUCAACUGGAGUUUGCCAUUGAGACCUUUGACCCCAACGCGAAACUACACUCCGACAAGAAGAAAGACCUAUACAAACUUCGUGCGCAGGUGGAGGAAGAGUUGGAGAUGCUGAAGGACAAGAUGGCGCAGGCGUUGGAGAUGUUUGGACCUACUGAGGAUGCGCUGAACCAGGCUGGUAUCGAUUUUGUUCACCCUGCUGAGGAGGUUGAGUCCGGCAACAUGGAUCGCCGCAGCAAGAUGGUGGAGUACCGUGCACACCUGGCGAAGCAGGAGGAGGUGAAGAUUGCCGCGGAGCGCGAGGAGCUGAAACGAUCUAAGAUGCUCCAGAGCCAGCAGUACCGCGGCCGCACGAUGCCGCAGAUCACUCAGUAG